Molecule: messenger RNA, 579 nt
Organism: Lactuca saligna
Lineage: Eukaryota; Viridiplantae; Streptophyta; Magnoliopsida; Asterales; Asteraceae
Source: the annotation of a GenBank genome assembly
AUGGGUAGGCGUAAGAGGCUAUGCAUCACCUCAAUUGAUAUCCCUAUUGACAGUCAUCCACAAACUAUUGAAAGAGUCCAAUCCACUGCUGAAGAACACAGCUCUACUGAAGGAGGUCAAUCAGGUGCUCAAAAGAAGGUAAGGGGUUAUACUCAAACGACCAAGACAUGGAACAUGAGUAGCUCCCAAAAAAUAGUAGUGACAUUUAAUAGGUUUCGAAAACUGGUAGGAGAUGAAGAAAAUGAACUCAUACAAUACCUUGGGACCCUUGUAAGGAUGGAUAAUCAUGUCGGAAUAGAUUAUGAUGAUUGGAGGAAGAUCCCUGUACAGAAGAAAGAAGAUAUGUAUUCUAUGGUUAAGGCCAAGUUUGUUAUUCAUCCGGCUGAAACAAGUGAAAUCAAGAAAUGGAUCCUUUUUAGCAUGGGGAAAAAAUCGAGGACUUGGAAAGGUUUACUAAAAGCACGUGCAUAUGAUUCAAUUCUUACAAUCGAUCAAAUUGUGGCACAACAAACUAAGAAGGAUAACAGGGUGAACCCAACUCAAUUUAAAAAACUUGUUACUCGUUGGUUUACUCCAUAA